Molecule: messenger RNA, 5042 nt
Organism: Nipponia nippon (crested ibis)
Lineage: Eukaryota; Metazoa; Chordata; Aves; Pelecaniformes; Threskiornithidae
Source: RefSeq, a predicted model, not a curated record
AUGGAAACAAACAACCAUUUUAACUUCACUGGCCUUUCCUCUGCACCCGCUGCCUCAGGACCGAAACCCACGCCUGCCUCAGGGGACAGCCCCUUCGCCCACAGCUCCCCGCUCAGCUUCCCCCCGCAAGGGAAAAGUCUGAACGGGGGCAUGAAUGUCAAUGGCUUCUCUACUGUAUCUCACCCCAGUACUUCAGGGACCUUCACCCCCAGCUCACCGCCCGCUGGCACACCGCCCCUCCGCACCUACGACUGCCUCUGGGACUACGCGCCGUACCCGCCCGCCGGCGGCAUCAAGGACAGCAGCCCCACCGCCCCCCCGCUCUCUGGCCUCGGACAGUUCCCACUCAACGGCGUCUCCGGGGGAUCCCGGCCGGCGUCCCCGGGGCACGGCACUAACCUGCGGGGGGCCGGGCAGGAGUUCUGGGGCAACGGCACCCCCGGCCCCAUGGGGCUGAACUUCGACUCGCAGGAGCUGUACGACUCCUUCCACGACCAGAGCUUCGAGCUGAUGCAGAACGGGCCGGCCGGCUUCUACACGGCCGCCCAGCCCUCCCCCAUGCUGGGCUCUGGCACCCAGCCCUUCUCACUGCCACCGGGCCCGCCGGAGGAGCCGGGUGCUGGCGAGGGAGAUGCUGACGCCGCAGCCAAAGAGAUCCCCCCCGCCAUCACGGAGAACGGGGGCGGGCUGGUGGGCAGCAUGGAGCUGGAGGAGGCGCAGCCAGACUUGAAGAUCUGCAGCUACAACGGGUCUGCCCCCGGCGUGGUGCCGCUUGGGCAGGAGGGGCCUGUCCUGGCCCCCGGCGUGGGCAGUGGCUGCCUGGGGGACGCGUCGCCUAUCGCCCCUCGGCUGGAGGACGCCCACAUCCUGAGCGAAGACCCCCUGGAGCCCUUCGAGUCCCUGGCCAGAGACGGCAGCGUCGACCUGAACGGCAGCAGCCACACGGGGCCAGAGGAGUCGGGGUCCCUGGAGCUCGACCCUCCGCUGGAGCCGGAGUCCCCGGCUCCGUCCGCAGAGGAGGAGGAGGAGGAGAAAGAGGCCGCCGACAGCUGUCCGGAGACUUCGGCUGCGCCAGAAGGAGAGAGCGAGGAGGCCGCCCCGCUGAGCGCCUCAGCAGCAGGUGAUGUCCCCCGCCGGCGCAUCGCCACCCAGGAGGAGGUGCGCUUUCCCCUGCAGCAUGGGUGGAGGCGGGAGGUGCGGAUCAAGAAGGGGAACCACCGCUGGCAGGGUGAGACCUGGUACUACGGGCCCUGCGGGAAGAGGAUGAAGCAGUUCCCAGAGGUGAUCAAGUACCUGAGCAGGAACGUGGUGCAGGACGUCCGGCGCGAGCACUUCAGCUUCAGCCCCCGCAUGCCGGUGGGAGACUUCUACGAGGAGCGGGACACGCCGGAGGGUCUGCAGUGGGUGAAGCUGAGCCCCGAGGAGAUCCCCUCACGUAUCCAGGCCAUCACGGGCAAGCGUGGACGACCCCGCAAUGCCGAGAAGGCCAAGCCCAAGGAGCCACCGGCUGCAAAGCGUGGCCGGGGCCGACCUCCCAAGGUCAAGAUGGUUGACUUGCUGAGCAAGACGGACGCACGGCUGCUGAAGAGGCUGGAAGCCCAAGAGGUGCUCAGCGACGAGGACAAGCUGAAAAUGAGCAAAAUCAAGAAGAAAAUGAGGCGGAAGGUACGAGUGGCUGCAUGGGGCUCGGGGUCCCUGAGCUGGUCUUGUCCCUUCCAGGCCAAGAACAAGCAGAAGCAGGAAGCCAAAGCCCCGAGAGCGAAGGAGGCUAAGAAGAAGUCCAAGGCCAAGGAGAAGAAGGGCAAACCAGAGAAGGGGAAAGACAAAGCGCGGCCCAAGGAGAAGAAGGGCAAAGGGGCUCGAAAGGCUGACAAGGGCCUGCUGGCCCAGCGGCGCCUGGAGGAGCGGCGGCGGCAGCAGCUCAUCCUGGAGGAGAUGAAGAAGCCCACGGAGGACAUGUGCCUGGGGGACCACCAGCCCCUGCCAGACUUCUCCCGCAUCCCGGGCCUCGUCCUGCCCAGCCGCGCCUUCUCCAACUGCCUGACGGUCGUAGAGUUCCUCCAGAGCUACGGCAAGGUCCUGGGCUUCGACCCGGCCAAGGACGUGCCCAGCCUGUGCGCACUGCAGGAGGGGCUGCUGGGGGUGGGCGACAGCGCGGGCGAGGUGCAGGACCUGCUGGUGCGGCUGCUGCAGGCUGCGCUCUACGACCCUGGGCUGCCGCCCUACUGCCAGUCCCUGAAGAUCCUGGGGGAAAAGGUGUCGGAGAUCAGCCUGAACCGUGACACCGUCUCCGAGAUCCUGCGCUGCUUCCUGAUGGCAUACGGGGCGGGCGAGGACCUGUGCGAUGGACUGCGGACCAAGCCCUUCCAGGCGCUGCCCCCGGAGAAGAAAGCCGCCAUCCUGGCCUUCCUGGUGAACGAGCUCAACAGCAGCGCCCUCAUCAUCAACGAGAUCGACAAGACCCUGGAGAACAUGUCCAACUACAGGAAGAACAAGUGGAUCAUCGAGGGCCGGCUGCGCAGGUUGAAGGUCGCCCUGGCUAAGAAGACGGGCCGUCCCGAGUCGGAGAUCACGGGCCUGGAGGAUGGGCGGCGCCGGCGCAGCUCCCGCCUGACGGAGGAGACGGGCCUGGAGAUGGAGGAGGAGGAGGAGAGCCGCGGACGGAAAUCCCGCAGGGAGGAGGAGGCCGACACGUCUGCAUCCAGCGUCCCUGAGCUCGAGAGGCAGAUCGAGAAGCUGGCCAAGAGGCAGAUGUUCUUCCGCAAGAAGCUGCUCCAUUCCUCGCAGACGCUGCGGGCGGCUUCUCUGGGCCAGGACCGGUACCGGCGGCGGUACUGGGUCCUGCCCCACCUGGGCGGCAUCUUCGUGGAGGGCGCGGAGGUGGCUGAGCCGGCACCCCAGGAGCCCCCGGAGGAGAAGGCAUCCCCCCACGUCUCCCCAGUAAAGGAGGAGCCGGUGGAAGUGCCCAUUCCCAGCCGGACAAACUGCACGGCCUCGCGCUCCCGUGGCCGGCCCCGGAAGAGCAAAGAGGAGCUGUCGCAGCACUGCGGGCCCAGACCCCCCCCUGUCAACGGGGUCCUGGAGGAGUCGGUGCCCCUGGGGCAGAGCCAGCACGACCUCAGCCAGUCCGCCUUCCUCUCCUGGCUGAGCCAGACGCAGUCGUCCCUGCUCAAGGACUCCGUCCUUACCCCGGACAGCAGCCCCGGCAAGGGGGACACGGGGCUCCCGCCGCUCGAGGCCCCAUCGGACCCCGCAGAGGAGGAAGAGGAGGAGGAAGAGGAGGAGAGUGCCCCAGAGGCUGCACAAAAGCGGGAGCCCUGGUUCAACCUGCUGCCCCGGACGCCCUGCGACGACCGAGCCCCCCUCGCUACCUCCUCCACCGAGCCCUCACUGCGAGCCGCUGCGCAGCCCCGCGGCCAGCCCCGUGGCGAGCCGCCCAAGGGCUCGGCCAGGCAGCUGAACGGCCUCCCCGCAGAGGACCCCAUGGCUCCCCUGCUGGCUUCCACGCCGGUGCACGCCGGCGCCAGGGCCCAUGGCGCCUGCCCCAGGAGCCGGGGCAGCCUGGAGAAGCUCCAGGACCUGCCGGGGCAGCCUAAGCGCCGAGGGCGGCCCCCUACCAAAUUCUUCAAGCAGAUUGAACAGAAAUACUUGACCCAGCUGACGGAGCAGCCUGUUCCCCCUGAGAUGCAGAGCGGCUGGUGGUGGCUGCAGGACCCCGAGGAGCUGGAGGCGGUGGCUCGUGCGCUGCACCCACGGGGCAUCCGGGAGAAGGCGCUGCACAAGCACCUCACCAAGCACAAGGAGUUCCUGCGGGAGGUCUGCCUGCGCACCACCACGGACCCCAUCUUCCACCUGCGCCCCGAGGCGGCCAACGCCACCGUGUCUCGGGAAGCCCUGGCCCAGUGGUCAGUGAUGGAGAGAGCCUACGAGACCGACCUCUCCGUCCUGCAGUGGGUCGAGGAGCUGGAGCAGCGCGUGCUGAUGGCGGACCUGCAGAUACGGGGCUGGACGUGCCCCAGCCCCGACUCCACGCGGAAUGACCUGCAGUACUGCGAGCACAAGGUGGAGCCCCUGGAAGACAUCACCGUCCGGAGCCGGCGGGACGGGCUGCCGCUGUGCCGGGAGCGCACCAACCCCCUGGACCUGGCGGUGCUGCGGCUGGCAGCACUGGAGCAGAACGUGGAGCGGCGCUACCUGAAGGAGCCGCUCUGGCCCCUGCACGAGGUGGUGGUGGAGAAGGCCGUGCUGAGCAGCCCCGAGGAGCUGAGCCUGGGCCCCACCGAGAUAGCCUACGAGAUCACGCCCCGGGUCCGGACGUGGCGGCAGACGCUGGAGAGGUGCCGCAGCGCAGCCCAGGUCUCCCUCUGCAUCUACCAGCUGGAGAAGUCCAUCGCCUGGGAGAAGUCGGUCAACAGAGUGACCUGCCUGGUGUGCCGGCGCGGGGACGACGACGAGCACCUGCUGCUGUGCGACGGCUGCGACCGUGGCUGCCACCUCUACUGCCACCGGCCCAAGAUGACGGAGGUGCCAGAGGGUGACUGGUUCUGCUCCGUCUGCGUCUCCCAGGCGGGGGAGUACCGGGACCCCGUCUCACCCCGGCGAGGCAAGAAGCGGAAACGGGGGCGUCUCUUCGGGGGGAGCCUCGCGGAGGAGGAGGAGAGCCCGCGGCGCCGGCCGGCCUUGCGCCGCCGCGAGGGGCUGCCCCGGGCCCCCCACCUGUUUUUUUUGGGCCGGAUCAUCCUGAUGGAGAUGGAGUCGCACGAGGACGCCUGGCCCUUCCUGGAGCCCGUCAACCCCCGCCUGGUCCCCGGCUACCGCAAGAUCAUCAAGAACCCCAUGGACUUUGCCACCAUGCGCACGCGGCUGCUGCGGGGCGGGUACUCGACCUCAGAGGAGUUUGCGGCCGACGCCAUGCUGGUGUUCGACAACUGCCAGACCUUCAACGAGGACGACUCGGACGUGGGCAAGGCCGGGCACGCCAUGCGCAAGUUUUUCGAGAGCCGGUGGGAGGAGUUUUAUCAGGGAAAACACGCUACUAACCC